AUGGUGGAAACAUACACACAUAAGGAGAAUGGUAGGAUGGUAUUUCUGAGGUAACAAAUGGUAAUGUGAAAAGAUGUUGUUAUGAACCACAUGAGUGCUCAUCUUUCUUCUUUAUCCCCUAUAGUGCCCCAGCAGUCGGAGGCCAUCGUCAUCUACACGGGCUGGGAGCGUCACGCCCUGGUGGGGUCAGACAUCCGUCUGUCUUGCUCCUUCUUCUCCUGGCGCUGGACCUCCGAUGACGUCACCUUCUCCUGGAGCUACCGGGCAGAUGGAGCCAGGGACAGCAUCUCUGUAUAUAACCACCUUCUUAAACACCCAUUAUCCUCCUAUCGCCCCUACACUCCAUAUCCUCCUUAACCUCCUUACAAAUCCAUUUCCAUCUACCUCAAAUCACCAUACCUCCAAUCCCUAACUCCAUUAUCCACCUAUACACCCAAGUAUCCCCUAUCACUCCAUUAUCCUCAUAUAUCACCAAAUUAUCCUCAUCUACCACUCCAUUAUCCUCCUCUAUCCUCCUUUAUCACUCAAUUAUUCCCACACUAAUUAUCAUACUCUAUCACUCUAUUUCACUCUACAUUCCAUAUCCUCCAUCCUCAUCACUCCAUUAUCCUCCUAUAACCACCAUAUCCCCCAUCUAUCCUAUCCUCUACCUAUAUCCUCUUACUCUAUCCUAUAAUGGAGUUAUAUAUCCUCCUAUAUAACUCCAUUAUCCUCCUCUAUCCUCCUUUAUCACUCCAUUAUCCCCCUCUAUCUUCCUUUAUCACUCCAUUAUCCUCCUCUAUCCUACUUUAUCACUCCGUCCUCAUCUCCUUCUCAUUCCCCUCAUCUCCUUUCCUCCUCUAUGGCCGGGUCCCAAAUGACAAAUUCCCUAUAUAGGGCACUACUUUUGACUAGGGCCCUGGUCAAAAGUAGUGCACUAUAUAGUGUGUGUGCCAAAUGGCACACUAGUCUCUAUAUGGGUCCUGGUCAAAAGUAGUGCACUAAAUAGGGAAUAGGGUGCUAUUUGGGAUGCAGCCUUUCACUACGUUCUCAUCUCCUCCUCACUGCCGUCAUCUCACCUGGUGCCAGCUCUUUCCUUUCAGUCUCUCUCACCUUAUCUGAUUGUUUCCAUGUUAUUAUGUCUCUAUCCUCAUUGUGCUUUGCUCUCCAUGGUUCCCAAUCUCCCCCCUCUUAUCCCCCCCCGUCUCUCUCUCCUUCUCUCCUCCUCCUUCAUCCACCUCUCUUUCCUCCCUCCCUCCCUCUGAAAUGAUAUCACUCCGUUACGUUUCUACUCCUCUUCAAAACAGUUGUUGAGAUUCAAAUAAUUGCCGUAACUUACAAGCCACUUCUUUCAACACAUUUCAUGUCACAUACUGUAUGGGCUGGUCUAAAACGGCACCCUAGUAUUCCCUACUUUUGACCAUGACCCAUAUAAAAGUAGUUCACUACAUAGGGAAUAGGGUGCCAUUUUGGAUGCAACCUUAGCCUAAAUGUAAAAGCAGACAAGAAACUGAAUCCCUUCCCAAUUCCGUGCUCCAGGUCUUCCACUACACUGGUGGAGCCCCUUAUGUGGACAACAAGGGACCCUUCAGAGACAGGUUGGAGUUUGUGGGGAACCCUGGUCGCCGGGACGGAUCCAUCCUGCUCAAGAACCUGGACUACGGAGACAACGGCACCUUCACCUGUGACGCCAAGAACCCCCCUGACAUAGUGGGACGCACCUCCAGUGUCAGACUCCUGGUCUUUGACAAGGGUGAGAGCAUAGAAUGACUAGCCUGGGGACCAGUCUGUUUGUCACACUCCAUGCUUGGCAUGACAAGUAGUGGCAAAGGAGUGGCAUGAUGGAACAAACAGAUCUGGGACCAGGCUAAAUCAGACUGUACAGUCGUGGUCAAAAGUUUUGAGAAUGACACAAAUAUUAAUUUUCACAAAGUCUGCUGCCUCAGUUUUUAUGAUGGCAAUGUGCAUGUACUCCAGAAUGUUAUGAAGAGUGAUCAGAUGAAUUGCAAUUAAUUGCAAAGUCCCUCGUUGCCAUGAAAAUGAACUUAAUCCCCCAAAAACAUUUCCACUGCAUUUCAGCCCUGCCGCAAAAGGACCAGCUGCCAUCAUGUCAGUGAUUCUCUCGUUAACACAGGUGAGAGUGUUGACGAGGACAAGGCUGAGAUCACUCUGUCAUACUGAUUGAGUUAGAAUAACAGACUGGAAGCUUUAAAAGGAGGGUGGUGCUUGAAAUCAUUGUUCUUCCUCUGUUAACCAUGGUUACCUGCAAGGAAACAUGUGCCGUCAUCAUUGCUUUGCACAAAAAGGGCUUCACAGGCAAGUAUAUUGCUGCUAGUAAGAUUGCACCUAAAUCAACCAUUUAUCGGAUCAUCAAGAACUUCAAGGAGAGAGGUUCAAUUGUUGUGAAGAAGGCUUCAGGGCGCCCAAGAAAGGCCAGCAAGCCCCAGGACCGUCUCCUAAAGUUGAUUCAGCUGUGGGAUCAGGGCACCACCAGUGCAGAGCUUGCUCAGGAAUGGCAGCAGGCAGGUGUGAGUGCAUCUGCACGCACAGUGAGGCGAAGACUCUUGGAGGAUGGCCUGGUGUCAAGAAGGGCAGCGAGGAAGCCACUUCUCUCCAGGAAAAACAUCAGGGACAGACUGAUAUUCUGCAAAGGGUACAGGGAUUGGACUGCUGAGGACUGGGGUAAAGUCAUUUUCUCUGAUGAAUCCCCUUUCCGAUUGUUUGGGGCAUCCGGAAAAAAACUUGUCCGGAGAAGACAAGGUGAGCGCUACCAUCAGUCCUGUGUCAUGCCAACAGUAAAGCAUCCUGAGACCAUUCAUGUGUGGGGUUGCUUCUCAGCCAACGGAUUGGGCUCACUCACAAUUUUGCCUAAAAACACAGUCAUGAAUAAAGAAUGGUAACAACACAUCCUCAGAGAGCAACUUCUCCCAACAAUCCAAGAACAGUUGGUGAUGAACAAUGCCUUUUCCAGCAUGAUGGAGCACCUUGCCAUAAGGCAAAAGUGAUAACUAAGUGGCUCGGGGAACAAAACAUCGACAUUCUGGGUCAAUGGUCAGGAAACUCCCCAGACCUUAAUCCCAUUGAGAACUUGUGGUCAAUCCUCAAGAGGCGGGUGGACAAACAAAAACCCACAAAUUCUGACAAACUCCAAGCAUUGAUUAUGCAAGAAUGGGCUGCCAUCAGUCAGGAUGUGGCCCAGAAGUUAAUUGACAGCAUGCUAGGGCGGAUUGCAGAGGUCUUGAAAAAGAAGGGUCAACACUGCAAAUAUUGACUCUUUGCAUAAACUUAAUGUAAUUGUCAAUAAAAGCCUUUGACACUUAUGGAAUGCUUGUAAUUAUACUUCAGUAUACCAUAGUAACAUCGGACAAAAAUAUCUAAAAACACUGAAGCAGCAAAUUUUGUGAAGACCAAUAAUUGUGUCAUUCUCAAAACUUUUGACCAUAACUGUACACACAAGCAAGCCCUUAUUUGUGUUAAUAGGUUGUUUAAUGUCAGUCAUCCAGAAGACUGGUUCUUUGCUUUGCUUUCUCUUCCUCGUAUUUCUCCAUUCUCUCCAUCCCUCUCUCUUUUCAUCCUCAGUCCUCUUGCUCUCCUUUACAAUUUAUUUAUUUCUUUGUUUCUCUCUCUCUCACUCUCUCUCUCUUUCUCUGUCGUAUCGAGUGAGUGGUGGCAAUAUGCAUGAACAAGAUGCUCAUACUGACUUGAUCAUAAGUUAUAGACGAAGCUUCACAUGGUACGGUGACAUCACCAAUGACCUCAGAUGCUGCUCGUCUGCCUCUCUCGUUUUCCAUUAUAACAUGAUGUCCCCUUGGCAAUCCCCUCUCCGUCUAAAUUCGGUCGUGUAUGGGCGUACAUACAUUCCUCGUACUACUCCAUUCAUUUCUUCAGACUUCAAGACUCUAACACUACACUCUCAACCCAUCUUCUCUACUCCCCCCACCCCACCCCACCCCACACCCACACACACCCUUUCCCUUCACUCUCUCAGUUCCCAUCCAGGCCGGAGUGAUCACAGGGGCCAUCAUCGGUGCGGUGCUGGGUCUCCUGGUGCUCAUCGUGGUCAUCUACUAUCUCAUGAGGUUCCUGGUGGCCCGCAGAGUCUUCAACCUCAGUGUC
This is a messenger RNA of Coregonus sp. 'balchen', 4095 nucleotides long. The record is from the annotation of a GenBank genome assembly. Lineage: Eukaryota; Metazoa; Chordata; Actinopteri; Salmoniformes; Salmonidae.